AUGACAUCAUUUUUAUUGUCCAAUGUUAGGAUUCCCGUAAAUUUUCUUCUGGCGAACUUGGCAAUCGCAGAUAUCAUGUACGCCUUAUUUUACAUACCAAAGAUCAUUUGGGGUCAUAUCGCAAGUCACCCUGAAGGUCUGGGUGGAAGAAUUUUGUGUGCCCUGUUAACAGAUGCUGCCUUGGCGUGGGUUGGCGGCGCUUCUUCGGUCUUCACUUUGGUUGCCGUCGCCACGGAACGUUACUAUUCUGUCUUGUAUCCACUUGAAAACAAAGCACAUCUUAGCGUGCGCAAACUUAAGGUAUGAUACCAAAUAUAACCAACUUAGAUACAAGAUAGCAACAAAGAUCUCUCAGUGCCCCAUAUUAUUACUGUUUAGUUUUGUCUAAUUUUAUCUAUGGUUUACCCGCAUAUGGAGCGUCUGAACCUGAUCUUCAUAUUAUACAGAACUUUUCAGAUAGAUGUCAUAAGCGCCGUUUUAUUUCGUACCCCGUUUCAAUUAAGGAUCUCUUAAAAAAGCAAGACAGUAAAAAUUUUUACGAAAGUAACCUCUAUAAAUAACUAGCCGCUCGCUCCAUACAUUCCUUAAAAGAAAGUCUGUUCUCAUAACCUCCGUAAAAAAACAAUGUGCCCGUGCCAAAACUAAUACUGAAAACAACCUCAGUAGAGGAUAGUUAGGAUUCAACAAUAAUUUUCUUUAUUUUAAUAUGUAUUAUUCCGGACAAUUGUAACAUAAGAUAUGUAUCUAUCUCUUAUGUGAAAUAAAGACCAUUUUUAUUAUUAUUACUAUAAGCGUAAUGUUCGAUUCCUUUAUCUGUUUAAGACGGCGAGACUUUUUCACUUUACAUUAGAAAGAGUUUGAAGAUGAUGUUUUUUACGACAUUACUUUUUGAUAGAUAAAAAUUCAUUUUUUUCUCAUUUAGAUCAUCAUUUCUGGUUCUUGGAUACUCGCAUUGAUAAUGAACGUCCCUGAAUUCUGGAAAAAGAUCGAGGGCGGUACUUGCAGUUACGCAUGGACAAAGAAGUGGAUGCCGAAAGCUUACACUUUGAUAUGGCGUGUCUUCUUUGGGCUUUCUUUUAUGCUGAUGACUGGAUUAUACUCCAGGGUUAUUUACACUCUCUGGUUCAAAAAUACCAGUAAUUCCGAAGUCGUAAAUCGACGAAAGGUAUGAUUUGAUUCGCCUUAUGGGCAAUGCCGUUCUUUUACUAGACCUCUGUGUUUCAAUGAAGUAAGCUCUCGCUUACCAUUUUUUAUCCUUCUAUGCAUUACAACAAACAGAUUUACAAGUUUCCGAAUGGAGUGUUUUCACAUGACGUCACGACGGCCAUCGUGGUGUCCCAAACCAAUCCUCUAGGAGUUGAACACUUUUCUUAUACAAACGCUUUCUUUUGUUCCAAUAAAUUUGCAUAGAUGCUGGCCACGUGAGUGAAAAGAGUCUUAAGAUAACUACGCAACAAAAUCAUCAUAAAAACGCAUUUAUCGCAUUUAUCGCAAACGCAUUUAUUUGUCAUUCUGUCAUUAUUACCCUGGUAACAGUAGGGCAGUUUUUCUACAAUUUAUGAUAAAAAAAGAAGAAACAUUAUUACAUUACUGAGUUAACAUUUACCGGUUUAUGUCUUACAGACAACUAUCAAGCAACGCUUACUAACUUAAUAUUUUGUUCCCGUAAAUACGCCUCCCUUCCUGCCAAAAAGCAGGCUAAUAACUUAAAACGGUAUUUCUAUUUAUGUAGGGUGUGGUGAAGGUGCGGAAGCGAGUCACCUUGAUGGUUGUCGCUGUCAGUGCAAUCUUUGGAAUAUGCUGGGGAGCAGACUCAGUGUUUCACAUCUUGGAGGAUUUUUCGUCCAACAACCUCGCUCCCUCUGCAAUUCCCAUUGCUCACACGGCCGUCAUGUUCAAUUCGGCCGUCAACCCGUUUGCAUAUGCUUUGAUAAACCAAAGAUUCAGAAAGAAAAUGAAAGGGAUACUUUGCUGUAGACCACUUUCAUUGGGAGUCAUGGAUACUCAAGGCAAUGAGAUGGCAAACAGAAGUUCGUUUGUACAGAACUUCAAUGUGGCGAAUAAGCUAGAAACCAAUGAACCUUCAAAUAUUAUGAACCAAACAGGCGAAAACGUAGAGGGAAAUGCCAUAAUGUAGGGAACUUACCAGAAAUGCUUGUACAUAUUGCCACUUAUGCCAAAUUUGGAUCCAAAUCCUUCUAAUGAAAAAGUAUUCUAGAAUCAUUCUAUCAAUACCUCUAGAAGAUUAUUGAGAAGGCGUACGUAUCGGGGUUGAGUGCAUGUAGCUGUUACGGUAAACGAUUCACGAUUCGCAAUAUCAUUUAAUGUUGGAGCAUAGCUUAUCACCGAUGUGAUUAGAGAUCUAUAGUGUGGACUAGAACUACAUUUAUUACUUAAAUUACCUACUUAUGAACACGUACGUAUGGAAGCUUACUAAUUGUCUGGAACUGAGGUCUAAGUUACAGUUCGUUUAAUUAAGUGGCCCGUAUAGGAAUAAUUUAGUUUGUUUUCAUAAUUUAUGUAGGUUACGCAUAAUUGAGUCAAGGGGGGAAAACUUCAAUAAAAGCCUUUGCUCCAGUCCUUUCUCCCUUUAUGAUCUUUUCUUUCCCUGUCUCUCCUAAAAAGUCUGAUGCAAAGUCUAGGCAAACCCGAGCUUAUGUCAAAACUAACUAUCCUCGGGUACACCUCUUCCUAUUAGGGACUUUAAUCAAAGAUGGUUUGAGCGACGCAGAUGAACCGGAAGUGAGGUCUUUUCGCUUUUAAUGGACCUCGACUCUACCAUAUUUGCAUUGCUAGGUUAGGCCGAUACACACGAGGGGUUUUGCUCCCGGAGCAUGCUGUGUGCAUACACACGAGGGAGCGUUUUCAAGUAGGUAGCUUGCCCCCAAACAUUUAACCUGUUAAAUAUCGUGGAGCAUUUUGCGGGGUGGAAAUUUUGUUCCCGAGGAUGAAGUAUACCCAUGAAAUCGUUGGUACACACGGAGGAGCUUUGCUCCCAGAGCGUGCCCCUGGAGCAUGCUCCGGGAGCAAAAUCCCUCGUGUGUAUCGGCCUUAAAAACCUCUUUGCUUUGGCUCCCUAUACCGUUGAAACUCAAAACGAAAGGUAUCAAUCGAUUCUGUGGAAAGGAGAACGUAGAUGAUGAUUGUUUGGUAAUUUCGUCAACAUAGUAGGUGAAAUUGAAGAAGUUGGCCCAGCCUUUUCAAGUUACAGUCCAUUUCCAUCCUGAUUAUUGAAUCAAAUUGAUUAAGCAAAAACCUUAGAACUGCGCAGGAGGAAAGCUAGGCCAACAAUGUUAAAUAAAACGCACGGUAAUCUAGUAGAGAAAGACAAAAAAAAGCAUCUCGAGACAGCUGGCGGCUCCAGCAGGCAUAUGCACAAAUUUUCGUAUGUCGUACACAUAUUUCACCUGUACAUGUUUUACACAUAGAGAGAAAUCCUUUUUAAAAAAUUGCGAAUAUAUUAUCCGAAUAGACUUUACUUAAAACGUAUUAAUAUAGGUAAUAGCAUGAUUUGUAGUGAUAUUUGGCAUAAAUACAACGAGUGAUAUUUCAAAAUUGUUACGGCGAGUGAAAAUUUAAGACAAUUUUGAAAUAUCCGAAGUGGUAUUUGAGCCAAAUAUCACGUACAAAUCAUGCUAUUAUUUGUUUAUACUACUGCCCACAAAAGGUUUGUAAUUUUCACAUGUAGGUGUUUCAAAUUAAGCUGAAAUACCACUGCUCUAAGCCAAUCAAAUUGCAGAAAUUUCUCAUGUAGUAGUAUAAAUUACUUAAGGAUAGUUUUGUUGUUGAGGUGUAGAAUAGAAGUGUGGUUUUACCUUUUAUCAGCAGUGGAGACGAGAGGCCCUGGCAAAACUGAGCCCUGCAAAUCCGAGAAAAUUUGUUUGGGAGAGUAAGCCUCAGUUUUUAUCUUAAGAUCAAAAUGAGCGGACGUCCCACCUACCUAAAAGAAGGUUUAGAUCUGCUGCUGGUUAGCUUGAUGUUUAGGUGAUAAAAUUUUAAUCAGAUUCGCUUGUGACCGUAUUACAACAGACAAACCUAGUGGGGGUGUCUAUUGAGGGCGGAGCAAGCUUUCCAAUAGAAGUGCUUGAUAGAUAAUUAGGCCACGAUCAUAUGUUAGCGCGGAACAUUUACCCGCACAAACAAUCUCACGGAUAGAUGCGAUUUCUUCACCUCUCUUGCAAUUUUCUGAGCUGGAAAUCUAAAAAACUAGUGAAGCAAGUUGACCCAACAAGGCGUUUUUAUAAGAACAAGGUAUGCACUAAAGGGUUAACGGUAAAAAUAUAACUGCUGUCCCUCUCUGCCGUUCUAUGCUUUCUAAUAUUCUAUUCAGCUUCAGAAAACUCCUUCUUCACCAAAACUACCAGGCAGCACAGCUACAGAACAAUGAGCACUUACAUUAGUACUUAGGCCUAUUCUCGACCUAUUCGGACGCAUUCGAGUCGUCAUCUAGCAACUUUUAAUACUAACAGAGUAAUUGGUCGUCGUCUUUUAACUAACAGUGCUUGUUUAUGGUUCUAAAGCCAAAAACAACGGUGCAUCAUCGUUCAACAUACAUGUAUAUUGCGUAACAAUGUAGCUUGUUGAACAACAAAGAGUCCAUCUUUAAUCUCGCAAAACAGCGUUGGAAAUUCAGCAUGGCAUGAUGCUCUGUUCAAAAUUUCUUGAAUGGCAGAUCCAAGAUUUUUUGAUCGACAAAUUUGAAAAAAGAGUCAGUGGUUAUUAGCAAGUGCACCAAUUUCUUCAUAAUUUUCACCGUUUUUAGUCUCUAGGUUUUCUACAAGAAUAAAGGUAAACGUACAAAUGCGUUAGAAGUUGUUCGAGCAGAAUUCAUUAGUUUUUUUUUUUUUUGGCAUAUUUCAAGUAAACAGUAAAUACCAAUUUUUUACGUAUCCUAAUUAUAAGCAUUUUUGACGUUAUAAAAUAACUUCGGCCGUUCUAGUUGGUAAAUCAAUGAGCUGAACAUGUUAGAAGCUUCUAGCUGGCCAUAGAAAUUAUUUUAAUUAAACUUUGUUAAACUGAGGCUAAUGAGUACGUACAAAAAAAUUUUUAAAGUUAUUAUUGCGAAAAAUAAUAAAUAGAUAUACGUAAAUGUUUUCUUAAAAUCAAAUACGAGUACGUCAGAGGUAUAACAGUGUUUUAUAUAAUUUGAAACUUUUAAAAAUAGUAUUAAAGAGAGAAAGAACUGCUUCUUAGAACUGCACAACGGGCGACACGAGGGACAAUUUGAUCAGCCAGUGUUGGUGAGUCUUGUUUUCUGCUGAUUUGAACAUCACCUCGAGCUUCAGGAAUGAAUAAUUCACUUAUUAUGUUUUAUUUCCUCCAGCCUCGGGGCCAAGUAUGAAUAUGUCGAAAUUCACGAUAUUUUUUCUCGUUCCCUCGACAUCUCGCGUGGGUUAUUAUGCAUGUAAAACAAUAGAGUAAGUUUGGUAUAUUGCUUAACAAACCCAUGUUUACAGAGCUUUGUUAGCAAUCAGCUAGCACAUUAGAAACUUCACUAAAAAGAUUCCGAAUGAGCAUUUAAAAUAACCCUGUUAUGAUGUUCACAGGUGAAGGAAGUAUCCUCAGACAGCUUUGUUCAAAGCACGCAGGAAGUGAAACGCUUAACACCAAACACUUCAGGUAAUUAUAAAAUUUUACGUUGCCAAAAAAUAGAAGCAACGAGAUAGUUUCUAGCUCAUUUGGUUUUAAAUUAGGCAAUUAGAAAUGGCGGAUGAUAAAGUCUAUUCACGUUAUUUAAUUAGGAAUACAUGGCUUUUGCGUUUCAUAAAAACUAACGAAGUCUAGAACGGCCAAUCAGAAUCAAUCAAACUUGAAUAUGGUCAGAAACGUUUCGUAUAGCCUCAAAUUAUCUAUAUUGAAAAAUCACCCUCACUCAAGCUGUUCAGUGUCAGCAGUUGCUCGUACAGGUGAACUGUGCCAAAAUAGAUCAAAUCUAAUCUGUUUGCCCAGGAAAAUCUUGUGACUGGAUGUUCUGUAAAUAAAGUAAAUGUAAAAUUUUGUGCUGUUGUUAAUCAUCAGCAUCUAGAAUCUGUUAUUUUACCCCAAACCCUACUCAUUAUGUUUUUCCUUUUGACUAAACUCUUCCUUAGAUUCCGCCUCAAUUAAAAAACUAUUAAAACUGUGUUUAGCCCGCACCAUGAGUUGGUUUCCUUCAACAUUCCUUUUUCGAUAUAACCACACCAGUAAAGAUAAAAGUUGGAGCUGAAUUGGCACGAGUAGUUUAGGACGUAAUGAAAAGAGGCAGUUGGUUUACUUUCACGUUCUUGUAAUUCAAUUUGCCAUUUUGAAUCGUACACCUGCUAGCUAGCCUAAAACAGCCAAAAUGUAAUGAUAAAUAGCCGUCAUUUUUGGCUAAUUAUCGGAAGAAAACGCUUUGUGUGACCGUUCCACGAUAAAAUUCAAGAUGGAAAAUAUAUACAAAUCAAUCAACUGAGAAAGGUAAAAUUUUUGUAAAUUGUCUCCUAGAGUAAUUUGGAAUAUCUGUAAGUUUGAUAACGAGAGACGUGUAUGUAAUCAGGACCUUAGAUGCAACGCAUAUUUAAGCACUGUUCUGUUUGAUAUUUAGAGAAUCAAAGGAAGUGUUUUUACGCUUUUGGUAGAAAAUGACAAAAAAAUUGCUUCCUAAGACUGGUUGAUAACCAUUUGACACCACCUGCUGAGAUGUCAUCGUUGCGUACCUUUUUUAACUAAGAAAACUUUAGAACAUCAAAUACGACUUCCCAUGUACCAUAUUUUACUUUACUCUUGAGGGAUUCAUUAGGUUGGUAUGUCAGUGAUAAUUUUUAUUACCGGUUAUGCGCAUUGAUGUUAAUGAGAUGGUGAGUUCUAACCUUGGUGAAUAUAAAGUCACGACUGGUAAACGGAUCGACUUUUUUCCGAGCCGCCUGUGGUAUGAGGAGGCAAAUGUGACAAAAAGAUAACUCUAAUAGAUUACAACUCGUGAUAAUUACUAACAACUUUUAAUACUGAUCGAGUGCCACUCUUCCUUGGUUCAGAGAUUCGAUUUUCAAACUGUUCUAGCAGAGAACGAACACCGAGCACAAGUUCCACCAAUCGUUGAUGUAUUACGAAACCUUUGCUUGCACAAAACAAAUGUCUAUUAUAUUGCUUUCAUUGCAAGUUGUAUUCAAACCACGAAGAGACAGUAUUAUCAAAAGGAUGAACAGCAUCGGCUUUUAAUGCUAAGUCCACUCAACUUUUUUUGUGUUAUUGUGUUUAGUUAUGUCAGACGCCACUGGAGUUGCCGUGACAGUAGUGACAUCCAUACUCAUCAUCGUAUGCAUUGUUGGAAAUACUCUGGUUUGCGCUGUCAUUAAGAAAAAUCGAGAUAUGAGGUAAAGCCAUCAUUUGGGGGGGGGGGGGGGGGCAAGGUAUGUUUUUUGGUUGUGGACUGGCGGAGGCACUCGGGGUUGGAGGGGAGAGAGGUGAUCGUCCGUCUCUCUUUGUGGUAUGUUGUAUGAAACUGGGGUGUUGGUGUGUUUAUGAAAAAAAGAGGGGGGAGGGGGUAAAAGCUGGGGGGGGGGGGGGGGGGGGGGGGAGCAAGUGUACGCUCAUCUACAAAAUUUCUUGUCUUUGCGGCAGUAUAUCUGCAUCACUUUCGAAAUUGGCAAAUUUACAAGCUAAAAAUCGCUCUUUUCGGUAUCACCGAUGGAUAAAAAUCUGGAAGGAGAAAUUUGCGUAGCAUUAACCAUAAUUAACUGAAUAAAUGGUUACAUCAGAAUUUACUUUUUAACUUACUUACAAUUCCAUAUUUGCGUUAACUUCAAUGAAGGUAGUCGACUAUUCACAUCUCUACAGUUUCAUGUAAUAGCGUCGUUCUUGUAUUUGAAGCAAAGAUGACUGGAGGACACCAGUGAAUUGAGACUGGACCAACGCCUGGGUAUUCUUGCAAGGUCUUUACCCUCAGGGUGCUAAUUGAAUAUCUGUCUGCUUUUCUGCUUUGUAGGAUUCCCAUUAACUACCUCCUCUUGAACAUGGCAGUGGCCGAUAUUUUAUACUCUACAUUUCUGAUACCAGAGCUUAUCUCGACACACAGUCCUUCCCACCCACAAGGCUUGGUUGGCAGAAUUUUAUGUUCACUCUUAACAAAAGGAAACUUGGCGUGGCUAGGGGCGGGUUCCUCCAUCUUUAGUCUGGUAGCCAUUGCUGCGGAACGUUAUUACGCUGUCACAUAUCCACUUGAGAAUAGAGGAAAACUUACCUCGAGUAAACUUAAGGUCUGUAUCCGUGCUGUAAACAACAAUAAUCCUAACAAGUUAUUUUAAACUAUUUUUGUGAGCCGAUAAGAUACUCGCGAAUCUCUAUACAAGUAUUCACCUUCCUUAAUUAAAGAUCAUAGCCACAGCUGAUUGUCAAAAUAUAUAAUUCUUUGCAAAAUGAAAAGAUUUCAAGGGUGAAUUGCAUUAAAAAUGUGGCUGACCUUACUGCUAACGUAUUGCCUGUCCAAGAAAGUGUUUGACUGGGCUUAACGUCUAACGUGACCUGUUGCGUUAACCUGUAAUUGACCUCUAGGCAACUGGGCCCAGUGUUUCAGCAGGUAUUUAACUCUGCUUAGACAAAAUUCUAUACAUUUUCAAUUCCAGAUUAUUAUUGCUGCGUCUUGGAUAUGUCCGUUGGUUCUUGACUUUCCAAUGUUGCUAGUAACUGAUUUUCACAAAAAGAAAGGCCACAACUUUUGCACGCAUGCAUGGCCAGAGAAGUGGAUGAGCCAAGUUUAUACAUCUACGUGGCGUGUCUACCUAGGUCUCUCCUUCACACUCUUGGUGGUGUUUUACUCGAGAGUCGUGUACUGCUUAUGGUUUAAAAGAAAUGACGAUAAUGUACUCACGGAACAACAAAAGGUAUUUAGCAAAUCUUUGAUAAAAUGCUGAAACAAUUUCUAUAUCAUUUUUAUAUAUAAUUUUUUUCCCUAAACUAGUGAACAGCACUCUGGGAACUCUAGCUGCAAAACCUGUUUACUGUUCUACGUGUUUUGUUAGCGUUUCAUCUUCCUCAGGGAGUUUUCUUCCAAACAAUUUAAAAACGUUAACAGUAAAAAUUAACAUGCUGCUAAGGAAAAAAAUGCUUUUAAUAACGACAACCAUCUUAGCAGAAUUAUGUCAACUUUAUGGACCGAAAUGUUCACGCUCCCCAAAGACCGGAAUACCAAACAUUUCGAGUUUGAAAAUUAGCAGCUGUUGUCCAUUAGGAACAAAUCUUAGCAGCUUAAACAAUCUAAACUUAUACAGUGAAGUUCCAUUGUUGCAGUGACCAAGGACUUCAGUGGACUCAUCUCGUUAGCUAAGCCAGCCCUAAAAGAACGACAUUCAUAACUACUCUAAUAUCAUGGGUGACGUCUUGAUCCUAAUUUUGGUGCGACUUUUUAGCAUUAAUUUAUAAUUUCACAUGGGAAAUUACAAAAUUGCCAUGGCAACCUUCGGUAAGUCUAAGAACCACAAUGGCGACCAAGUUUUAAAAUGAUGUGAAUAAGAUGUCACGACAUUAAAAAAACCCUUUAGACAACCUAAACACAUGAAAGAGCACAUCAAGGAUUCUCAGAGGAAUUUUGCGAACAAAUUCCGAACUUAGCCAAAUUUAAGCUCUAAACUUUUGCGUGGAGUUCUCGAUCUCGAUCGGUAAAACCAGGAUAAAUAUGUUAAAAAUCCACGAUUUCGAACGUAAUUCGUCACUCAUGAUAUUAAUAGGUAAUCAAAUGGUAUACUCGUGAAAUUAGAUAAAGGGGUUCGGGAAAUUAUUAGGAUUUGGACAAAACCCGCACGAAAUUAUUUCAUUCGUCACCAUUUGACUACAGAUACUAAUUUACAAAGGCUCUCUCUAACGAGUUCCUCUCCUUGUACAUAGGGAGUUUUGAGGGUACGAAAGCGAGUGACCUUAAUGGUUUUGACCGUCAGUGCCAUAUUUGGAAUCUGCUGGGGUAUAGAAUCGGCAUUCCACAUCGUAGAUGAUUUUGCUUCCAAGCUCAGUCCAGUCUAUUUCCUUAUCUCUCACACAAUGGUCACCUUCAAUUCCGCGGUCAAUCCGUUUGCGUAUGCCCUGAUAAAUCAACGAUUCAGGGAGAAAAUGAAGAGAAUGGUAUGCCACUUAAGUUCCUCAGACGAGAAGCCCUCUCUCUCCAGGGAGCGGAAGGAGAUGGAUACCUGUAUU
Porites evermanni is the source of this 10143-nucleotide messenger RNA. The record is from the annotation of a GenBank genome assembly. Lineage: Eukaryota; Metazoa; Cnidaria; Anthozoa; Scleractinia; Poritidae.